AUGGCCCUGGAGAGAAAAGAUUUGGGCUGGAAGGUGGGUGAUGAUAAAUGUACAUUCAGUAUUAGUUGCUCCGUAGACUCUUCAGCUGCUGCUGCUGCUGCUGCUGUUGAUGAUGAUGAUGAUGAUGAUGAUGAUGAUGAUGAUGAUGGUGGUGGUGGUGGUGGUGGACUUGGUCUGUUCGGCUGA
Messenger RNA from Paracoccidioides lutzii Pb01, 186 nucleotides. RefSeq lists its product as hypothetical. The transcript has 2 exons. The coding region runs from base 1 to 186 and encodes 61 amino acids. The record is from RefSeq and is a predicted model, not a curated record.